Molecule: messenger RNA, 4262 nt
Organism: Candoia aspera
Lineage: Eukaryota; Metazoa; Chordata; Lepidosauria; Squamata; Candoiidae
Gene: HNF1A
Product: HNF1 homeobox A
Exons: 10
Coding region: 295-2235 (646 amino acids)
Biological process (GO): positive regulation of DNA-templated transcription; regulation of transcription by RNA polymerase II; pancreas development
Cellular component (GO): nucleus
Molecular function (GO): RNA polymerase II cis-regulatory region sequence-specific DNA binding; DNA-binding transcription factor activity, RNA polymerase II-specific
Source: RefSeq, a predicted model, not a curated record
UAAGCACACAGAUAAAUAUGAACCUUGGAGAAUUUGCAUUGCUCCAAUGUAAACAGAGAAGCGAGGGUCCCUUAAUCAGUACUGGCCCAGGACAGUUGUGGGGGGUCUGAGGCAGCGCUUUUUUUUUUUGUCUUGGAGAAAUUGGGGGGGUCUGCAGAGAGAAGAUCUGCGGCCAUCCCUACUCUGCCGACGGCUGGACGUGUCACUUCAGAAGCAUGAUGUAGCCCCAGAAAGGCGCUUUGGGGCAAAAGGCGUUGAAGGCGCAGGUUCCAGCAGCGGAGGAGAGUCAGGACCAUGGUCUCCAAACUGACCCAUCUUCAGGUAGAGCUGCUGGCGGCCCUGCUGGAGUCGGGGCUAAGCAAGGAGACCCUGAUCAAAGCCCUGGCGGAGUCUGAUCCCCACCACAGGGAGAGCCGGCAGCCCGGCGGAACCCUCCACACAGAGAAGGGGGGCCCUUGCCCCGAAAUCUCGUGCGUCCCCAAUGGAAUGGGGGAGUCAAGGAUGUCGGAAGAGGAAACCUCUGAUGAUGGGGAAGACUUUACUCCUCCGAUCAUGAAGCAGCUGGAAAACCUGAGUCCCGAAGAGGCUGCUCACCAGAAAGCCGUGGUGGAGAGAUUACUACAGGAGGAUCCCUGGAGGGUGGCCAAGAUGGUGAAGUCCUACCUCCAGCAGCACAACAUCCCCCAACGGGAGGUGGUGGACACGACGGGCUUGAACCAGUCCCACCUCUCCCAGCACCUCAACAAGGGCACGCCCAUGAAGACCCAGAAGAGGGCGGCCCUGUACACCUGGUACGUUCGCAAGCAGCGAGAGGUGGCCCAGCAAUUCACCCACGCCGGCCAGGGUCUCAUGGUGGAAGACCCCAUGGGAGAGGACCUUCCAGCCAAGAAGGGCCGAAGGAACCGCUUCAAGUGGGGCCCAGCGUCACAGCAAAUCCUCUUCCAAGCCUAUGAGAGGCAGAAGAACCCAAGCAAGGAAGAACGGGAGGCCCUAGUAGAAGAAUGCAACAGGGCAGAGUGCCUUCAGCGGGGCGUCUCUCCGUCCCAGGCCCAAGGGCUGGGCUCCAACCUGGUGACUGAGGUGAGGGUUUACAACUGGUUUGCCAACCGCCGGAAAGAGGAGGCCUUCCGGCACAAGCUUGCCAUGGACAGCUACAACGGCCCCCAGUCCGGCUCCGUUCCUGCCUUGGCCUCUCACGGCUCCUCCUCCCUCCAGCCAGUGACUCCGCUCUCCCCAAGCAAAGUCCAUGAGCCAUCUCCCCUCCAGCAGCCGCAGCCGCAGCCAGGCCUCGCCUUCUCAGACCCGGGCCUGAGGUAUGGCCAGCAGCCGGUCAGCGAGACCGACUCCCCCAACAGCAGCCAGCACAGCUCCAUCGUGACCACCCAGGCCAUCCUGCACCAAGCAUCCUCCCCAAGCCUCUGCCUGGCCGGGACUGGCUCAGGACCGGACACCAAGCUGAUCUCUGUCCCAGGGGGCUCGCUUCCCCCUGUCAGCACCCUGACAGCGCUGCACAGUCUGGAGCAGAACCCACAUGCUCUAAGCCAUCAAACGCAGAACCUCAUCAUGGCCUCGCUCCCGGGGGUCAUGGCCAUUGGCCCUGGAGACGCACCUUCCCUGCCGACGUUCACCAACACGGGGGCCUCCACCCUAGUCAUUGGUCUUGCCUCCACUCAAGCGCAGAGUGUCCCUGUGAUCAACAACAUGGGAAGCAGCCUUACCACCCUCCAGCCUGUCCAGUUCUCCCAGCAGCUGCACCCGUCCUACCAGCAGCCAAUUAUGCAGCAAGUCCAGGGCCACCUCAACCAAAGCCCCUUCAUGGCCACCAUGGCCCAGAUCCAGGCUCCUCAUGCUCUCUAUAGCCACAAGCCAGAGGUCACUCAAUAUGCCCAUACCAGCCUUCUACCCCAGACCAUGGUGAUAACAGACACAGCAAACCUCAGCGCCUUGGCCAGCCUGACACCAACCAAACAGAUCUUCACAUCCAAUUCUGAGACCCCCACGGAAUCCGGGCUCCUGACACCACCUGGCCAGCCUUCGGUCCACCUGCAGGGCCAGGAAGGUUCCAUCCAGCAGCACCUUCAGUCGGGCUCCCGCCUGACCUCCAGCCCUGCUGCCUCCUCCGGCAGUUUGGUGCUUUACCAGACCUCCGACUCCACUGAAGGCCACUUGCUGCCCUCCACCCAUGGUGUGAUAGAGACCUUCAUCUCCACCCAAAUGGCGUCUUCCACGCAAUGAUCAGGCAGCCGCUGGACAAUCCGCAACCAUUGCUGAAGCAGGGGGGCCUCCCUCUCCCUCUCCCAUGCCUGACCCCUGCUCCUGGGAGGGAAGGCCUGUCCGUGUCCCGGCCUCCUCCUCUGCCAUGGUUGGCACAGCUCUCCCCCACCCCCCGCGCUGUGAUUUCAGAGCUCUGAGCAAAAAUAUGCACCAAGCAAGCAGAAAGGAAGAGCGGGAGCUUGCGCUGCUGAGAAAAUCUAGAGGAAGUGGACAGGAAGGGCUUUCAGGGGACCACAUUCUUUGAUCUGAGGCUGAGCUGUCCCCGGAGGAAGGCUGCCGAGGGACAAGUGGCAGCUCAGCAGAAGAGUGGGGCUCCUUCGCCGCUCCGGAUGGGCCCCCAGCGCAAGCCUUGGAGGAAGGAGAGAGCAGAGCUGGAGUAAUGUGCCCACAGGCCAAGAACAAAUAAAAGGAAGCAUUCCUCCUCUUGUAAGUGGGGCAGAACAGGGCACACACCCAGGGCGCUGAACCCUGGGAGAACUUGUGGCCACUGCUUUCUAACCAGAUGCAAGUUGGCUACGGCCACAGUGAGCUCCUGGAUGCUUCUCAGCCCACAAGCAGCACCUUGCGCAAGGUAGAAAGCGCAAGGAGAGCAGUCACAAUGCAAGAGGUCUGAACCAGGCAAGCGAAAGAUACUUCCCAGAUCUUCUACAUCAGUGUUUCUCAACCGUGGCAACUUGAAGAUGUAUGGACUUCAAUUCCCAGAAUUCCCCAGCCAGGCAGUUGAAGGCCACACAUCUUCAAGUUGCCAUGGUUGAGAAACACUGUUCUACAUGCUUGCGCAUUGCGCAUUGGUGCAAGGAACUAGGAGUUUCUGCUCUUGCAGCAAUCAAGCAUGACAGCUGCAUCCCAGCACCAAACCAUCCUAAACAGAAUACAGAGGAACUGUUUUCAAAUUCAAAUUAAAAGAGGCACUCAUAAUACAGAUGAGUCUAGCUAAGUAAAACAUGGACCUGGAGUUCAAAUGCCGAAGGUACUGGAAUCUGAGAGUCUCCUCUCCCAUUUUAGAAAUAAGCAAACCAAAUAGCCUGUCCUCAUAAAUGUUAGUAAAAAUAGCAAUAAAUCCCAUCACGUCCAAAAAAGGAUGAGCAUCAUUUCUACAAAUUGCUUAGAAACAAAGGGACUUUGUUGCUGCUUCCAUGAGUCAAAGAAUUUGAUUUGAGACAACCUGCAUCCCAUCAGCUUUUCUCCAUCUGCAUUUGAUAGGCCUCAACCCUCCUUUCCUGGAUUCAGACACCCCCAAGUGCUAGGUUGGUUAGGUAACACAGCCUCUGACUGGGCAUAAUUUGAACCAGUUGCAGAAACAGGAAGUUCUUUUCCCAGAAAGUUUAUUUCUGAAGCGCAAAGCAUUAGCUGCUCUCUGUGCCUUUUUCUACAGAUUGCUCAUCUUGAAAACAGACCUUGGAGACACCUGAGCAGUGGCCAGAGGCCGGUGCAAAGGCUCCAUUAUGUCUGCCGUCAAAAGCAGCAACCCAGACAUAGCCCAUUACGCCACUUCUCAAACUACAACAUUCAAAUUUCCUCCACAGUGAACGUUUGGGGAUCUGCUACCUUCACUCUCGGCCCCGCUGGGGAUCAGUUUCUCCAAACCAAACAGAGAAAGCCAAGAUCUUUCUGUUGCUAAGAGAACCACAGAGGGAAACAUGCUGGUCAAGACUGAGUGAAAAGGAAAAUUAGAACUUAACUAGGCAUAAGAACAGUUAGUCUACCCGUAACACUGAUGUCCUUGCUUAUUUUAGGCUCAAAUAAUUUUUUACCAGGCUUUUGAAUGUCAUAAAUCGGUAGCCAAGGUAUUCCAUUUGGGUAUUUCAAGCUCCAGGGGCUGCUCUUAGGCCCCGGAGUGCUCUGGAGAUUUGACCUCCGGAAUUAAGUGCCUCUUCAGCUCUGUCUUGUAAAUAUAUUUAAUUUUUGGUCAAUCAAACGGGGGAGAUAUUGUAUCUACAAUACUGUUAUGUGUAUUGGCUGUUCAUAAAAUAAGCAUCUCACAGAAA